Messenger RNA from Lytechinus variegatus (green sea urchin), 5236 nucleotides. Its product is annotated as TATA-binding protein. Gene Ontology annotation, molecular function: DNA binding; RNA polymerase II general transcription initiation factor activity. Gene Ontology annotation, biological process: DNA-templated transcription initiation. Lineage: Eukaryota; Metazoa; Echinodermata; Echinoidea; Temnopleuroida; Toxopneustidae. Bases 574 to 1389 code for a protein of 271 amino acids. The record is from RefSeq and is a predicted model, not a curated record. The transcript is spliced from 7 exons.
UACAAUGGGUUGCAUGUACGUAACGCAGUGGUCCUAGUGCAGUGCGCUGCAACUUGCAAGGCUCUUUUGUGUUUAUGAUAAAGCUUUUAAAUCAAAUUGUUGUCGAGUUGCCGUUUCUUUCGAAUCUGCAGAGUUGUUCAGUUGAGGAGAAUAAAAAACUACGUUUUUGUAGGUGUUUUGUGAUAAGUUGUGUGAGAACUUUAGUAGGAUACCCGGUACUGUCUUCUUUUGCCGUCUACAAAAGAAGACGCAACUUUGAAUAUACGGGACUGGACUGUAACGUGCUGUGUGCCCUUUAUCGCAGCCCAACACAGGGCCUGCGGCUGCGCCGGCCUGCUCGGGGCCGAGGGAGCUCGAAUGAGCUUGAGCCUAACCCCUGUCACCUGUGUACAGUAGCUGUCACUGUCUGUUCCAGCAGCCUUAAGGGAAAAGAGUGACGCGCCGUGCGUGCGUGACUUACUUAGGCCUACUUUACUUCCAAGAUACUGCCCAACUCCCCUAAAAGGGGUCAACUUCACUGCAUCUGUCAGAUUUGGGUUCUUCAAGAAGUUAAAAUAAGAGGCUGGAUCAGACAUGUACAAUCCUAGUCAGCAACAACAUGGACAAAUUGUUCCUGUGUCCGUUCACAAAAACCAGCAGGAAAAUCAGGAUGAAGGGCAGCAGAGGAGUCAUUAUCCCCAGAUAAGUUCCCAACAGAGUCAGUCCUAUCUUUCUGUUCCAUCCAUUGGUACACCUUCUUUUGGUUCAGUUGGUAGUGUGACAUCACUUGCACCAGGUAGCAGCUUUAUUCCUCCUUCCCCGAUGGCUCCCUUAACACCUGCUACACCAGCGAGCAGUGAAUCUUCGGGUAUUGUUCCACAACUACAGAAUAUUGUGUCAACUGUAAAUCUGAGUUGCAAGUUGGAACUCAAGAAAAUUGCACUACAUGCAAGAAAUGCUGAAUACAACCCAAAGAGAUUUGCUGCAGUGAUCAUGAGAAUACGUGAGCCAAGAACCACAGCUCUCAUCUUUAGUUCAGGAAAGAUGGUUUGUACAGGUGCUAAGAGUGAGGAUGACUCUAGAUUGGCUGCCAGGAAAUAUGCAAGAGUUGUACAGAAGUUGGGAUUCGCUGCAAAGUUCUUGGAUUUCAAAAUCCAGAACAUGGUUGGUAGUUGUGAUGUUAAGUUUCCAAUUCGUCUGGAAGGAUUGGUACUAACACAUGGACAGUUCUCUAGCUAUGAACCAGAGCUAUUUCCAGGUCUGAUUUACAGAAUGGUGAAACCACGCAUUGUACUCCUCAUCUUUGUUUCUGGAAAAGUGGUUUUAACAGGUGCUAAAGUGAGGCAGGAGAUCUAUGAUGCCUUCAAUAACAUCUACCCUAUUCUGAAAUCCUUCAAAAAGACUACUUAGCACAUGAUUUGGUCGUAUAACGUAUGAAAGAGACUCUAAUGAAAUGGUGAUCCUUGUAUAUUUUACCACCUGUGUUGAUUUGCGAUAACAGUAUGUUAUACAAUAUGUUUGAGGUGCAUUAUGAGACAUUUCCAGAGAUCAAUGAGGAUUACAUAACAUGUAAAGAGAGGAACUGUGCUUGCUUCUGGAUCAUUGAUUCAAUAUCCGUUUUUUUCUACUAUCAAGUUCAGCUGCCACCUUAUUACGGAUGGUGCAUGAUUCAUAACUGGAGUUCAAAAGGAAUAUGCGUCUCCUUUUUGUCUCGCCUGCAUAGUAGAGAGAGACUAUAGGCGCCGCUUUUGCGGCGUCAACAUCAAAUCUUAGUCUAAGGUUAAUAUCGAAAUCUUAGCCUAAGGUGAAGUUUUUGAAAUGUCAUAACUUAGAAAGUAUAUUGACCCAGUUCAUGAAACUUACACAUAAAGGUAAUGAAGUAUAACUAUGCAUCCUGCCUGAGCUUCAGGUCAUAUGACCAAAGGUCAAAGGUCAUUUAGGGUAAAUUAAAUUUGGCCAUUUUGGGGGUAUUUGUUGAAUUAUUAUUGUAACGUUGAAAUUUUAUGGAUCUAGUUCAUAAAACUUGGACAUAAAAGUAAUCAAGUAUCGCUGAACUUCCUGUGCGAGUUUCAGGUCACAUGACAAAGGUUAUUUAGGGUUAAUGAACUUUGGUCGUAUUAGGGGUAUUUUUUGAUUUGCCAUCUUAACUUUAAAAGUUUAUGGAUCUAGUUCAUAAAACUUGGACAUAUGAGUAAUCAAGUAUCGCUGAACUACCUGUGCGAGUUUCAGGUAACAUGACAAAGGUUAUUUAGGGUCAAUCAACUUUGGUCGUAUUAGGGGUAUUUUUUGAUUUGCCAUCUUAACUUUAAAAGUUUAUGGAUCUAGUUCAUAAAACUUGGACAUAUGAGUAAUCAAGUAUCACUGAACAUCCUGUUGUGAGUUUUAGGUCACAUGAACAAGGUCAAAGGUCAUUUAAGGUCGAUGAACUUUGGCCAUCUUGUAGGUAAUUGUUGAAUUGCCAUCAUUAAUGAAAGUUUAUGGAUAUAUUUAAUAAAUUGUAGACAAAGGGACAAUCCAGUAUCAUUGCUCAUCUUGCACAAGUCGUAGGUCACUUGAUGUCAUUUAGGGUCAGUGAACGUAGUAGCAUAUAUGAAUGUUUUUUUUUUUUAUUAUUUCAUAGUCAUUUUCAAAGUCAGCACUGCUGCUAUAUUGAAUCUCAUGAUGCAGACGAGACUGCCAGAGGCGCUCCACUUGUUUUUUUAUUGCAGUACACUAGCAAAAUUUGAGGGAACAUUUCCAGAGUAAAAUUUGUGACUGUAUAUUAUCAAUGCUACAUUGCCAUUCACAAUGCAGUGAAACUUGUAUAUGUUAUUGUUUAUUUUAAAGCAAGUUUGUAAAAAAAUUUCUUCUGAUAUUUGUUUUGGAAGAGGGCAUUAGAGAAAAUUGUGUGGGUUUUGGGGUUGUUGAACAGAUAUUUCUGUCCCAUCGAUGUGACACUAAGGCAGAUGGGCAACAAUGAAUAUUCAAGGUUAGAAUAUUAAUUUUCACUUGCAAUGUAGAUUGUAGUCUGAAAAUCUAAAAUAAUUAUGCUAUAUCCACAAAUCCAACCCAGAUUUUUGCAAUCCAUUAAUUACGGCCAAUACACGAGCAACUGAAGCCAAGUCCAAGUCUUGGCUUAGUCUAACGUAUUAGACUAUAUUACUAUAUUAGACCAAAAUCAUCUGAUUCAGUUUUGAGCCAUGUAUAAUCCGACUGGUCUUGACUUGAGAACUAUUAAGGGGCGAAGAUCUAUGUCACAUCUAAUAUUUUCAUUCCAUAGUUUUACAAAACUUUGUGUUAGCAUAUGCAUGCAGCCAACUGACCCUACCUCAGCACUGACCGGGCCAGGGCGCCGGCACGGUUAUGCCAGCCAUGGCACUUGUAUACUCAAGAGGUGGUGCUGGAUUGUUUGGGCGCAUUGAUUUGUUGCAGCGAAAUUGAAAUGAAGAAUGUAUCAAGCUCACGUAUCAUUUUUAUCAUAUUGAUACCGGUAUGCAAAGUCAUAAAACCGUUGUCACCACCACGUAAUAUUUCAGUUAAAAUACAGGUACAAUUAUUUCAGAUUUUUAAGCAUGAUAUUUGAUGUAAAAACCUAUCAAGCAAAAAUAAUGAAAAAGACGAAGUGAAAAUGAAUUAAAUCUACAAUCUACUAAAAAAGUGCUUUGAAAGGAUAUUCGUGGUCACAAAAUGAGCUUGGCUAAAUCCGGGUGAACUUAGCGGACUGAUUUAUUUAUGACAGAAUUUAAUCUUGUUUUACUGAAGAUUUACAAAAAAUUGAGACAAUAAUUUAGAAAUAGUUUUGUUUCUCAAUUGUGGUACAUUAUUAUUCUAUUGUUUAUAUAUUUUUGUUUCUAUUAUUUGAACCUGGUAUUGUCAUAAUCUAUUAGUUUACCUUUAUUUUGCUAUUACUCUGAGUGUGUUAUAUCAGUUCAUUGUUUCGUUAGCAUGACUACCAAAUUGUUCUUGCACUUCAAUUGUAUGCACAUAUCGAGUUAACCUUCCUAAUAGCAACCCUGCAUUUACAUCUCAAAGUAUUUCACCCGGAAUCAAAUAUUUUUUUAAUUUCAGUUUGAGCUGAGCCUUUUGAACAAAAACAUGCAAGUGGUUAAAGUUUAAAUUAAAUGCCUGUAAUAAUUUUCUAUUUUCUAACCAUACAAUUAUGGUGUUCUUUAUUUAAACAGGGAAGAUGAGUGAAAAUAUAGAAAAUGUGAAUAAUGCAACCUAAUUUCAGAUAUGAUUUUUUAGUCCUCUGCUCACAAAUGAGGCCCAGUGUACAGGAAUUUUAAAAUUUGCAUAGAUGAAGAAAGUAUGCUAUUUAUGACAAUGUUACAUCAUGUAUUUUGCUUUUCUUCUUCUUGAAAUCUUUUUUACCUUGUAAUUUUUUUGGGGAAACUAUUGAUUUCAUUUUUGUUGUAAUGCGAAGCAAAUUUAUUUUCCUUAAAAUCAUGUCUACCCCAAUAGGAAAUUGAAGCUAUAGAAUUUAAAAUUUCACUCAGUUUCACAAAACAUGACCCCCUAAUGUGAACAGGUAACUCUGCCUAAGUCAAAUAUUUUGAGACCACAGAAAUAUGUUUGACUUUGAAGAAAUAUACCUCAGAAGAGGUAUAUUAUAACAAAUGUUUUGAAUGAUCUGUUCUAAAGUAUUUGAUUCAACUUUGCAAUUAUUAGAUAUAAAGAAGGUCAUCUUAGAGAGUUACCUGCAUUUUAAUUCAUUAGUUAUCAAACAUUACAAUUUUUGUAUUUUUUUUUUACAGCGGUGUGGGGGCAUUGUAGUAUUCAAAGUAUGAAAUUUAUGUUCCAUGUGAGCCCAUGUUAUUUUCAAAUUUGAUUUCUACAAAAGAAUUUUGGAACUUUUUGAUACACUGUAUCCUUGAAGAGUAAUCCCUUUCAGCAUCCCGGGAGUAUAAACUAUAAUGGAAUUGUAAGUGUUUAAAGGGCCUUCAUUAUGAAGAAAAGAUUACCAGUACACUUCAGAAGUCAUAAUCCAUCAAAUGGUCAAUUAUUCACAUAGAGUUAGUGGAUGAAACUUAGUGACUUGACUUUUAUUACAUUGGAAUAUUGGAAUGGCAGUACCAAUAUGAAAUUGCAUUGUUUUUCCAAAGCCUUUUCUGUACAUUUUGAAUAGCCUUAUGUUGGGAGUGUAUGUAUUGGAAAGGAAGGGUCUUUCUCAACCUCGGCAUAGUUACUGCUAUGGAACCCUCUCUAUGUGAUAUUUUGUAUUGUGUUGAUGUAAAUUGUAUAAAUGUAAAUAAAAACAUGAAAGUAUUGAUAAAUAGUA